Scutellospora calospora is the source of this 1734-nucleotide messenger RNA. NCBI's taxonomy places the organism in Eukaryota, Fungi, Glomeromycota, Glomeromycetes, Diversisporales, Gigasporaceae. The record is from the annotation of a GenBank genome assembly.
AUGAGUCGUGAACCUAUUGUAACCCGUUCAAGAGCAGAUCAAAUUGUUAGUGAAACUUCAUUUGAUGAAUUUAACAAUUCAGAUAAUUAUAGUGACCAAGAGCAAGAAUCUGCUAAUGAAGAGUCUGAUUAUUUUGAUGAGUUUGAAAUAACUCAAAAUAAUAGAGACCUAAACUAUAUGGAUACGUCUGAUCAAGACCAAGAAAUUGAAAGCUCUGAUAUCGAGAUAAAUGAAAGUACUUCAUCUAAUACAAAUACUUUAUCUACUGUUAAUUCGAAUAAACAGUCAUUAUCUUCAUAUGUCUGGGACUUUUUUGUAAAACUUGAUACUAAACAAAGUCAAUGCAAACAUUGUAAAAGAAUAUAUAGUGAAAAAACAGCAACAAGUUCACUUGAUCGACAUAUUCAAACUCGCCAUAAAGGAUUAUUUAAUGACUUUCAGCAAACUACUUUAGAUCGUUACUUAUUUACUACACCAUACUCAAAUGAAAUUCAACAAAAAAAAAUUACUCUUUUAAUCAAAUGGAUUGUAGUUAACUUACAAGCUUUCAUGCUUGUAGAUAACUUAUAUUUUAAACAAUUCAUUUAUGAACUUGAUCCACGUUUUCGACUUCCUUGUAGACAAGUAGUUCAUGAUAAUAUUAUAUCUACAUUUAAAUCUCAAAGAGAUUUAAUUAAAGAUUUUAUUUUUAAACUUUCUUGUAAUAUUACAUUAACUACGGAUAUCUGGAGUUCCUGUACUAUGACUAGUUUUAUAGGCAUAACUUGUCAUUUUAUUGAUGAUAAUUGGGUUCUUCGUCAUAUUCUCUUAGAUAUUUUUGAAAUUCCUUCCCCUCACACUGGUCAAGUAAUUGCAAAUGCAAUUUUAUCACUUUUAGAGGAGUUUAAAUUAGAAAACAAAAUUUUAGCAUUAACUUCUGAUAAUGCUAGCAAUAUUAUUUUAGCUAGUAGUUUAAUUAAAGAUACGCUUGCUAAUAGUUUUUUAAAUACUUCAUUUCAGCACAUUCAUUGUGCUGCUCAUGUUAUGAAUCUUGCAGUCAAAGAAGGUUUAAAAUUAGCAAAUAUUCACUUAAUUAAGCUUCGUUCUUUUAUUAGGAAAAUUCGCAAAUCAGUACUUUUAAUUGAGGAUUUAAAGCGUAUAUCAGCUUCUUUUUAUCAGACUUUUUUGCGUCCUAUUAUUGAUUGCAAAACUAGAUGGAAUAGUACUUUUAUGAUGAUCGAUCGUGCAUUGAUCUUGCGUAUUAAUUUGGAUUCUCUUGUUGACCUUCGUAAUUGUUUAAAACCAUUUAAUACCGCAACAGAGAUACUUUCAAAAUCUAACUAUCCAACAAUUGCUGAUUUACGUCUUAUUAUCUCAGGUUUACGUAAUCAUCUUAAUACUUAUAAUGUUAUUCAUCAAAGUUUAAAUUUAGUAUCAUUUAAAAUUAAAGAAAAAUUAGAUGAAUACUGGCCGAUUAUACAAGAAACUAGUAAGAUUGCUGCUUUUUUUGACCCACAUUUUAAAAGAUUAGUUUAUAAUGAACAAUCAAUAGACGAAAUAUUAGCUCCAAUUUAUGCAAAUCUUCCAGUAAAUAUUGAAGCUACAGUUCAACCUUCAUAUAUCUCAAAGCGUCGUCAGUUUAUUCAAGAGUAUACUGGAACAUUUAUGCCAAAUUCAACUUCAGACUCAGAUGAGCUUGUUCGAUAUUGGGAAACAAUUCCUCCACCCGAAGAAAUUUUUGUCUGUGAUUGGUAG